This is a messenger RNA of Lineus longissimus, 2290 nucleotides long. Its product is annotated as B-cell receptor-associated protein 31-like. Gene Ontology annotation, cellular component: endoplasmic reticulum; endoplasmic reticulum membrane. Lineage: Eukaryota; Metazoa; Nemertea; Pilidiophora; Heteronemertea; Lineidae. The record is from RefSeq and is a predicted model, not a curated record. Bases 86 to 877 code for a protein of 263 amino acids. Gene Ontology annotation, biological process: intracellular protein transport; endoplasmic reticulum to Golgi vesicle-mediated transport. The transcript is spliced from 9 exons.
GUGAUCUCGCGAGGAAAAGCGAGAUGUCAGGUCAUCAAUAAAAAAUAAAAAAUUUCUUGUCAGAUUGCUGUAGCCUAAAUUUUCGAUGAUGACAAUACAGUGGACCUUCAUUGCCACAUUUCUUUAUGUGGAAAUAGGUGUGGUGAUUUUGUUACUCCUCCCGUUUAUCUCACCUACAAGAUGGACAGGCUUUUCUCGAAAGAUGUCUCAGAUAUGGCAGAGAAUUUUCAAGUCGCGUCUUCUCAAAAACAUUGGAUCCUACUCGAACAUCUACUUCAAUGUCCUGAUUGCAGUGCUUACCAUACUCCUCUUUGAUGCUAUCCGUGAUGUACGCCGCUAUUCUGUCGAGCCUGACCCACAUGAGCUUGCUCAUGCCCCACAUGCUGAAACAGUCGUCCACAUGAAGCUAUUCCGUGCCCAGAGGAACUUCUACAUUGCUGGAUUUGCUCUCUUCCUUUGGCUUGUGAUCAAGCGUCUGGUUGUGCUGAUAGCUAACAAUGCCACGUUGGCUGCCCAGAGUGAGGCUUCCCUGAAACAAGCCACAAGCGCCUCAGAGAUGGCCAAGAAGCUAAUUGAAGAAAAAGAUAACAAGGAUAAUAAGGAAAAAGAAGAUACUUGCAAGAAAUCAGCAAUGGCCGCUGUGGCAGAUCAAGCCAAAGCUAAUAAUGACUUGAAGAAAGAGCUGGACGAGACACGCUUGGAGCUGGAGAAAUCUAAGGAAGAGCUUUUCCAUUCCAACUUGGAUCUUGAAACCCUCCGUAAGCAGGCUGAGAGCACAAAUAAAGAAUAUGACAGGCUAGUUGAUGAGCACUAUAAGUUAGAGAAAAAAGUCGCUAUUUUAUCAGGAGAGGAUGAUGGAAGUAAAAAGGAUGAUUAAAUGCGAAUAUAGUGACUGUGACAUAUAUUCAAGGAUCGAGAGUUGUUGGGUAUUGGCAUAUCCGUGUCCAACAUCCAAUAUUUUCAUGGGAAUUUAAAAUUUUAUACUGCUUAAAUCAGAACUUUUCCAUGUGACACAUAGGUGAUAGGAAGUAUGUAGGUCUUUAUGCAUAGUUGGUGAUAGCCAUUGGAGGCAAGUAUGGCUAUGCUGGGCCAAUGCAGGGACAGAGGAUGGAAUAAACACGGGAAAGACCACAACAUCUCUUGCCAAAUGUGGUCACAGAAAUAUCCCCGAGGACUUGAGAAAUCUGUCGAUGAUGUGACCAUUCAUUGGAAAGGUCUCACAGAGUACUUUCUGAAGGUAUCAAAAGUAUAAAGUUUCAUGUGAUAUUUCUUAAUAUGAGUAAAAUUUGCAUCAUUCUGAAAUCUUUUUCAAAACGGCUCCAGUUUAAACUAAACACGGCACUCUUUUUCUUUUGAGACUCAUCAUUAGGCACAGCCUUCUUGAUCUUACUUUCUUUUUAUCAUACAUGUAAUUAAUGUAUUGAAAUUUGCUUUUGUCUCGUUUGUUUAUGGUUUCCUUUUGUCCUUAUGGGUUUAGUAAAGUUGAGUGAUUCAACUAGUCUGCUGCCAGUCUGCUGCCAGUCUGCUUUCAUGGUCUUAGGUGAAGGGAUGUACUAACCAUCGCUUGUUGCCUUUGCAAGAGUUGCCCCAAAUCAAGUUCUGUUGAAAUCUGCUUGGAUCUUAUUGUGAAAGUGGGAAGUUGAACAGUAUUACAUGUACAUGAACAUAUCAGAUAAGUAGAUUAAGAGAUGUAUGUAUCUGUAAGGUUUAGAGCUGAUUGAAUCAUCAUUAUGGAUGUAUAUUUUGCCUCCUGUUCCUGGUGAGGAACGUCUGCAUUAUUCAGCGUGAGAAAGAUGUCCAUUGGGGAGACAUACCGCAGUAGUUGUAGAACUUAUGAUGUCUGCUUUACAUGUAUUCUUAGCUAAACAUUAUUUUAUAAGGUUAGGGCUUGGCAUAGCUUUCACACACCAAUCAUGUUGUAUAGGAUGCAUUCACAUUGUAAAAUCGGAGGAAACACUGAUUUUCUUCUCUCAGUCAAUUCCACAUCUGUCAUUGCAAAUUGAAGACUGGGGUUUACGUUUAAGAAUAAGGGGCAGGGCAAAGUCCUGUGGUUGAUUUCAGUAGCCCUCAGCAUCUUUUUUUCAUUGUUUUAUUCCAAGAUAUGGGGGCAGUAGCCUGUAGCAGAACCAAACGAUAUGUGUAAAUUAAAUAUUAAAGGCGCAGAGCUAUGCGUACAAUGUAUCUUGUUGUAGAAAGGCAAUAUGGUUGUUUUAUUAUGUUGCAAAAUUGUAUCCUUUUUUGGAAAUUUAUGCUAUCAAUGAACGUUAAUAAAAAUUCUGAAUUUCCGAAA